Messenger RNA from Heteronotia binoei (common prickly gecko), 5800 nucleotides. RefSeq names its product NLR family member X1 (gene NLRX1). Bases 1 to 2961 code for a protein of 986 amino acids. Gene Ontology annotation, biological process: negative regulation of canonical NF-kappaB signal transduction. Gene Ontology annotation, molecular function: protein binding. The transcript is spliced from 8 exons. Gene Ontology annotation, cellular component: mitochondrion. NCBI's taxonomy places the organism in Eukaryota, Metazoa, Chordata, Lepidosauria, Squamata, Gekkonidae. The record is from RefSeq and is a predicted model, not a curated record.
AUGCACUGCAGGAGAUGUCUGCCCCAAGCGGGGACCAACUGGAAGAAGCUGAAACACCUGGAGCCGAAGAUCCAGGUAGACGCCAUGCCGGGUGCGGGGAGCCUCCUCAACCUCAAGAGGAUCCUCCACGUGGACCGGAAUUGGCUCUCCUUAAGACCACCCCUCAGAGACUUUUUGAGCCAUCGAGGAGGAUAUCAUGGGGGUCCGUCUCAAUCCACCACCCCCCGGCCAAGCCAGAUAGCCCUGAAGAACGUGGCCACUUCUGAAGCCAUCGAGAAGCACAAGAAGUACUUGGCCGACUGGUUCCGCCAGCAGCCCAACGAGGAGAGGCAGUUCGGGCCGUCCUUCUCGCUGGACACCACCCACGUGGACCCCGUCAUCCGCGAGAGUUCCCUGGAGGAGAUCCUGAAGCCUUCUCCAGAGAUGACCAUCCAGAACCAGCUCCAGGCCCCCUCCACCAACAUCAUCGGCCUCCAGAACCUCUUUGACAUAGACGCGUGCGGCCGCCAAGUGAAGAACGUGGUCCUGUACGGCACGGUGGGCACCGGGAAGAGCACCCUCAUUAAGAAGAUGGUGAUGGACUGGUGCCAUGGGCGCCUGCCCCGCUUUGAGCUCCUGGUCCCCUUCUCCUGCGAGGACCUGUCUCAGAACAACACCUCCAUCUCGUUGCGCCGUCUGAUCACCAAGAAGUACCUGCACCUCCGGGAGGUGGUGCCUGUGCUGGGGUCUGCCAACCUCAAGGUGCUUUUCAUUCUCAAUGGCCUGGAGCGCCUCAACUUGGACUUCCGCCUGGCCCACACGGAGCUCUGCUGCGACCCCAACGAACCGGUGCUUCCCUCAGCCAUUGUGGUCAACCUGUUGAGGAAGUACAUGUUGCCAGAGGCGAGCAUCAUUGUCACCACCCGCCCCUCUGCCGUGCGCCGCCUCCCCAGCAAGUUUGUGGGCCGCUACGUCGAGGUCUGCGGCUUCUCCAAUGUCAACCUUCAGAAACUCUACUUCCAGAUGCGGCUGAGCCAACCGGAUUGUAGCGGCGCUUCCGGACCCGCCACGGCGGAAGAGACGAGCGAGCGGGACAACCUGGUGGAGAUGCUUUCGAGGAACUUGGAGCGGCACAACCAGAUCGCGGCCGCUUGCUUCCUGCCUUCCUAUUGCUGGCUGGUUUGCACCACCUUGCACUUCCUCUACUUCACCAAGUCGGUGCCCCCCGCUCAGACGCUGACUGGCAUUUAUACCAGCUUCUUGCGGCUCAACUUUAGCGGGGAAGUGCUGGACAGCACGGACCCCUCCAACAUCUCCAUGAUGAAGCACGUGGCCAAAACGGUGGGCAAACUGGCCUACAGAGGGGUGAUGUCCCGGCAGACCUCCUUCUCGGAGGAGGACCUCCGCCACUGCUUUGAGAUGGAGAUGAAGUCGGAGAGCGAGCUCAACCUCCUGAACGUCUUCCGCAGCGACGUCUUCCGCUUCUUCCUCACCCCCUGUGUGCAGCCAGGUAAGGAACACACCUUUGUCUUCACUAUUCCUGCCAUGCAGGAGUACCUGGCAGCCCUUUACGUGGUCCUGGGCGAGAAGAAGACCUUGACGCAGCGAGUAGGCAAGGAGGUCUCCGAGGUCAUCGGCAAGGUGAGCGAAGACGUCGCCGUGGUCCUCAGCAUCGUCUCCAAGGUCUUGCCACUGCGUGUCCUGCCGCUGCUCUUCAACCUAAUCAAGAUCUUCCCCCGCUACUUCAGCCGCUUCAGCAGCAAGGACCGCGACACCAUCGCUCGCACCGUGGCCGUGGAGAUGUUCAAGGAGGAGGACUACUUCAACGACGACGUCUUGGAUCAGAUCAACUUCAGCAUCCUCGGGGUGGAAGGCCCCAUGCGCCAUCCGGACGAGGCCUCCGACGACGAGGUCUUUGAGCUCUUCCCCAUCUUCAUGGGUGGGUUGCUCUCGCGGCGUAACCGGGCCAUCUUGGACCAGCUGGGUUGCUCCAUCAAGAACCUGGCAGCCUUUGAGGUCGCCAAGGCCAUGAAGAAGACCGUCAUCCGCAACAGCCGGAAGGGCCUGCCCCCGUCUGAGCUCAUGGAUUACCUCUUCUUCCUGCACGAGUUCCAAAACGAGCGCUUCACGGCUGAGGCCAUCCAGUCCCUGAGAACCAUCAACCUUUCCUCGGUCAAGAUGACCCCGCUCAAAUGCUCUGUCCUGGCUUCGGUGGUGGGCACCACCAGCCACGAGGUGGAGGAACUCAACCUGGCAUCGUGCCACCUUGAUGUCAACAGCCUGAGGACUCUUUUCCCUGUCUUCCUACGAUGCAAGAAGCUCCAUCUGCAGCUCAACAGUUUGGGGCCAGAAGCUUGCAAAGAGAUCCGAGACCUGCUCUUGCAUGAGAAAUGCGCGGUGAGCACAUUACGGCUGGCCGACAACCCCUUGACGGAGCAGGGGGCUCUCUUCCUGGCGGAAGCCAUUGCCGCCAACCGCUCCCUCAGUCACCUGUCGCUGCUGCACACCUCGCUGGGGAACCAAGGGGUGGAGGUGAUCGCCCAGCACCUGGCCCAGAACAAGCAUCUGCGGGAGCUGGAUGUGGCCUACAACUACGUGACCGACGAAGCCGCGUUGGCCCUGGUGGAGGAGGCCAAGAGGCACGCGACGCUGGAGAAAGUGCAUCUGUACUUCAACGAGAUCAGCGAGGAGGGCAAGCAGGCGCUGCACGAGCUGCGCAAAGACCGGGACGGCGUCAAAGUGCUGGUCUUCCUGACGAUGGGGGCCGACGUCUCCGACUACUGGGCCAUCAUCCUGAACGUGGUCCAGAAGAACCUGCCCGUCUGGGACCGCGACCGGGUUCAGCAGCACCUCCGACUUCUCCUGGAGGACCUGAAGAGCAGCCGCCGCCAAACGGCCAACCCCUUUAAGAAGGCCAAGUUCAUGCGGGUGGAGAACGAGGUCAAGAGGAUGCUGGGCAAGAUUCAGCAGGGGGCGCUCUGAGCCGGCAGGGCCCCAGGUGGAGUGCCCCACAGUUGCUGUUAGCGUCGUCCGAAAGAGCCACGUUGACUUCCAUCCCUGGUGCUCGGCUCUGCGACUCGGAAAAGCUUCCGGCUUCCCUGUUUCACCGGUAGCGGCUGUUUCGAGGUGGGAACCCCUUGCCCACUGCAGCCCCUGCCGGGCAAGGCCCUCGCCCACCGCCCUGAAACUGGGCGCUCAGAAGAGCCACAGGCAGUUCCCCAGCCACUGAGCGGGGAUCUCUGCUCUUACCGUCGGCUCCCUCAUCUCCUGGAGAUGCUGCCAGACAGGGAGAAGCGAUUUGGGAGAAGGAAGAAAGCCAUAAGGUGCAGACAACGGUGCAAUUGAACACUGGAGCCAUUUGCAGGCUUUCUCCUGCUCCCCAAGCCUGGCUCUGCCGAGGAAGACUGAUCGCAAUUUCAAAUGACAACUCAGGCCUUUGUCUUGCUGUUUGUGUUUUUCAAACUUGAGAAUGCCUUUUUGCCCCGCUGGCUUCUGCUAAAAACGGCCCAAACCAUUUUUUUCCUGGAGCACGCUGGGGUGCAGUUCCAGAGCGGCCUUCCCAUACAAAUAAACUGUGACCCGUGUGCACCCACAGAGACACAGGCUCCAGAGGCAUGGGUUAACCAUAGGGUUGCCAACUCCCGAUUGAGGAAUUCCUGAAGAUUUAAGGGCGGAGCUGGGUUGCCUGAGGAUGGCAGGGUUUGGGGAGGGGCCAGAGCUCAGGGGAGUAUACCGCCAUAAAGUCCACCUUCUAAAGCUGCCACUUUCACCAGGGGGCUUGAUCUUUUUCGCCAGGAGAAAAGUUCUUAAUUCCAGGAGAUCUCCAGGUCCCCCCUGGAAGUUGGCAACCCUAGAACUGAGCCAGCAGCCUUCUGUGCUCCUUCCAAAUCGACAAGCAAUUGAACAACGGCAACACAAUAGAAGCAACGAUGCAAAAACAAACCUAUUGUGUCAAGGGACGAUUAACAACUUCCAAAAAUUAAUACAUUAUAUUAUAGAAAACAUCCGAACUAAAUACCAGCAUUCAGACAUUAAAGAACAAAGAACAAUCCCAUAUAAACAAUAUCAAAGGAUGACUCCGGAAACAAUCUUCAUACAGUCUGUAAGGAGUACUCAGACUCAAGUGUAAAGUUCAAACGGAGUCCUUCCAUGGCGUCAGCUUCAAAGGAGAAAUUCUUUCCUUCCCGCAACCACCGGUUUGAAUUGCGUUCCUCUGCCUUUACAACUUCUUCAUAAGCCAACUCUGAAAAGGUCCUCAGACCAAUAUCACUCCCAGCGCACACAGGAUAAUCACCACAGUAGGUUUCUUGACAUAAUAGGUUUGUUUUUGCAUCCUUCCAAAUUGAGGCAGAAUGAAAGCAUACACCCGCAAGAAGCAGAUAAAUUACCAUCCUUACCUGACAUGAACCUAACAUACUUGAGAGCCAGUUUGGUGUAGUAGCUAAGUGCGUGGAUUCUUAUCUGGGAGAACCGGGUUUGAUUCCCCUCUCCUCCACUUGCAGCUGCUGGAAUGGCCUUGGGUCAGCCACAGCGCUCUCACGAGUUGUCCUUGAAAGGGCAGCUUCUGUCAGAGCUCUCUCAGCCCCAUGCACCUCACAGGGUGCCUGUUGUGGGGGAGGAAGAUAAAGGAGAUUGUAAGCUGCUCUGAGACUUUGAUUCAGAGAGAAGGGCAGGGUAUAAAUCUACAGUCGUCUUCUUCUUGAUUAAAUCUGAUGAGAGACCUGGUUUAAGGUCAUGCCCAGCCAUGAGGUAAAUGGGAACACUGAGAAGGGAGAUAGAGGGAUCUCAUGAGGUUGAGAUGAAACUGAGGGAUCCAUUUGAUGGUUCUGUAGCCCAGGCUCACCCAACAGGUUCUCCGUUAUAGACACAGAUACCUCACAGAGCAUGCCUUAUUCCACCCCCCCCCAAAAAAGUUCUCCCCUCCCUAGAAGGCCACAAUGUCUCCUGCAGCCACGCUUGAGGCCAAGGGAUGGAACAGUUUCUUUAUAUCGCUGCAGACGUCAUGUCGGGAAUGGUGCUCUACUGUUUUAGUUCCUUAGCUGGCCAUAUCCUCUGUCCUUGCUGUAUUUCUAAUCUUGGGGAGGGGAACUGUAGCUCAGAGGUGGAAUAUCUAUUUGCAUGCAAUAAAAUGCCAGUUUUGAUCUCUGGGAUCUAUAGUUAAAAAGGGAUCUGACAGGAAGUGAUGUGAAAGGCCUCCAACGGACGCUCCGGUGAGCAGCUGCCAGCCAGUACUGACCUUGUUAGCCCAAGGGGUCUGCGUCAGACUCAGUAGGAAGAAACUUAGGCUGAUUCCACACUCACCUUGCUCCGGGGCAGGCUUCCGUUUCUGCGCGCAGCAAGCUGGCAAUUUCGCACCAGUUGCUCUGCACUGCUAUUUUUGCCGGGGGGGGGGGGCAAACACAGGAUUUGCUGCGCUGCAGUGUAAACCUCUUUUGCACUGUGGCACGGCAAAUCGUGGGUUUGCCCCACGCAAAAUGGCGGUGCGGAGCAACUGGUGUGAAAUUGCCAGCUUGCUCCACACAGAAACGGAAGCCUGGCCCGGAGCAAAAGGAGUGUGGAGUCAGCCUUAGUGCCGUUAGGUGUCAUGUCUUCUGUCUCCUCCAAGGUGUGUUUGGGAUGGUUGGUGCUUUCUCUUGGAAAGCAGGAGGGAAACGGAGGGACGUGGCUGGGCUGCUGCUGGUCUCACACCAGGUUUCUGGACAAGGGUUUGGAUCGACUGCUUGGGGACAGACACCGACUGCAGGACGCAGGAAGAGAACGGGCAGGGAACUGUUUUGCCUUUGUGCCUCCACAAUACUAAAAGCACUUUGUUCCAGCUUAA